AUGGGGGCAAAUUUUUCUUGCCCAUCUUUUGAUGAUUUGGAUAGUCAAUUCGAUGCUGUCCUCAUGAGAUCGAUCAGUUUUGGGAAUGAUGAUCAUAUGGACGGUCCUUUUCGAUCUAUAAGUUUCAAUGGUCGUGAUUCUGAACCAGUCAUAAUGAGAUCAUACUGUUCAGGGAAGAUGAUAUUUGAAGGAUCUCUUAGUUUUAAAGCCAGGGAACUAGAGACCAUGAUGUCAAUAAAGACUCCUUCAUCUGCUAAAGAAAACAAGGUGUUUGUUCAAUCAUUGAGCUUCAAUAACAAAGAUGUUGACGAUGACCAAUCGCCAACACCAGACAGUGUUCCGGGAAAAAAGCCCCCUUCUGCAGUGGGAAAUCACAGAUACCAGGCUGCAUUGAAGCUGCAGAAGGUGUACAAAAGUUUCCGAACAAGAAGGCAGCUGGCAGAUUGUGCAGUUCUUGUGGAGCAGAAAUGGUGGAAACUGCUAGAUUUUGCAGAACUCAAGCGGAGUUCUAUAUCCUUCUUUGACAUUGAGAAACCUGAGACGGCAGUUUCACGUUGGUCUAGAGCCAGAACCCGAGCUGCCAAGGUGGGAAAAGGUUUGUCGAAGGAUGAAAAGGCCAGGAAACUUGCUUUACAGCAUUGGCUUGAGGCAAUUGAUCCUCGACAUCGUUAUGGGCAUAAUCUUCAAUUUUAUUAUGUCAAAUGGCUUCACUGUGAUAGCAAACAGCCUUUCUUCUACUGGCUUGAUAUAGGAGAAGGAAAAGAAGUCAAUCUUGUGGAUAGAUGCCCUCGAACGAAGCUUCAACAGCAAUGCAUCAAGUAUCUUGGUCCGACAGAACGGGAGGCUUAUGAAGUUGAUGUAGAGAAUGGGAAGUUCUUCAACAAGCAAACGGGGAAGCUUCUCGACACAACAGGAGGACCCAAAGAUGCAAAGUGGAUUUUUGUCCUGAGCACUUCGAAAACAUUGUAUGUUGGGUUGAAGAACAAAGGCACAUUUCAGCAUUCAAGUUUUUUGGCUGGAGGAGCCACAUUGGCUGCCGGGAGAUUAGUAGUAGAGGAUGGCAUUCUGAAGGCAGUUUGGCCUCACAGUGGGCAUUAUCUCCCAACAGAGGAAAAUUUUCAGGAAUUCAUGUCUUUCCUUAUGGAACACAACGUAGAUCUUGCUAAUGUAAAGAAAAACCCCACUGAUGAGGAAGAAGAGUCCUCUAACAAAAAGGGAAGCCGCAGUUUCCAUCAAAGAAACUCAAGCAAACGAGAGUUAUACCAAGAUGCUGAAGGAACUGAUUCCAGAAACUCAGCUCAGGAUGAAACCAAUUCAGGAAAACAGGAUGCCAAUGCUGUAGGAAAUCCAGAGCUGCCUAAGUCAAGAUUGUCCAGGAGAUUCUGCUCAAAGAUAGCAAGACUUAAAAUACCAGAGAAAAAUGACGUGGUAGAGAUGUUUAAGGAAGAGCUGCCUCCAGGACCAAGUUGCACCACUUCUACCAUAGACUCUCCGUCGGAUGAUGGCUAUGAGACAGCAGAAGAGUCAUUUCUAUCUGAGGAAGACUUCAUAGUUGCCAAGAUGAACUUGUUUGGUGAAGACGAUGAAAAUAAUGGAGAAGAGGAACCCCCCAUUACAAAAGAAACAAUUCUUCAGAGAAUAAAUUCACAUAGAAGAACAAAGUCAUAUCAGCUGGCUCAGAGAUUAUCAAGUAAAUGGACAACGGGGGCAGGGCCACGGAUUGGUUGCAUGAGAGACUACCCUUCAAGACUCCAGUUUCGGGUUUUAGAGCAAGCAAACUUGUCUCCGAGACUGUCUCGAUCUAAAAAUGCAAGGGGUUUUUGCCAAAAUGUCUUAACUCCAACUAUUUUUUCUGAAGAGAGAAUAGCUCUGAAACAGAAACACCAAAUCUCAAUGGGCAGAAGUUCACUUGCUUCAGUGCAGGGGAUUUUGUCUCAAACAAGAACACCAUAGCCAAUAGUUGUUGGGAAAGAAAAAUAAAUAAUGUAUUAUUGUUUUUUUUCAGUUUUGUAUUUGGGUAGAGAAGAUACAACAACAAUAACAACAAAACCAAGUCUUAGUCCCACCAAGUGGAAUCGGCUAUAUGAAUCAUUUUCCGCC
Molecule: messenger RNA, 2100 nt
Organism: Malania oleifera
Lineage: Eukaryota; Viridiplantae; Streptophyta; Magnoliopsida; Santalales; Ximeniaceae
Product: IQ domain-containing protein IQM6
Exons: 8
Coding region: 1-1953 (650 amino acids)
Source: RefSeq, a predicted model, not a curated record